Molecule: messenger RNA, 5850 nt
Organism: Tyto alba (common barn owl)
Lineage: Eukaryota; Metazoa; Chordata; Aves; Strigiformes; Tytonidae
Gene: MAP9
Product: microtubule associated protein 9
Exons: 11
Coding region: 270-1964 (564 amino acids)
Biological process (GO): mitotic cytokinesis; regulation of mitotic cytokinesis; mitotic spindle assembly
Cellular component (GO): astral microtubule
Molecular function (GO): microtubule binding
Source: RefSeq, a predicted model, not a curated record
CCCGUCCCUCUGCCGUACCCCAACGCCUAUGCGCGCUGCCACGGAGAACGGAGCCCGCGGGGCGCGGGGUGAGGGGCGGGAGCUCCGCGCUGCAAAACGCAGGGUCGCCGCCGCGGCCGGAGGGCGGAGGCCCAGCCGCGGGCCGCCGCCGCCAUUUACCCGCGCCCUCCUCAGCGGCGGCGUUGCCGGGUGACGGGCAGCGCCGCGGCGGGGCCGGGGCUGUCGGAAGGGCCGGAGGCGCUGGCCGGCGGGAGGGAGAGGCCGCCGCCAUGUCGGGGGAAGGCGGCGGCAGGCGGGCGGCGAAGGAUGAGCACCAAGAAGCAAUUUCUGCUCAUGCAGCAAGAGAGCAAACAGCAGAAUACUCAGAUGACUUUGAGAGUGAUGAAGAUGUCAUGUUAAAUGGUAUCGAGGAAGAACUUAAUGAAAGUAAUUCAGCUGCUGAAAGCCCUAAGAAAUCAGUUGCUGUUGAGAGACCUCUCUCAGAUGAUGAUGCUUCACAAAAAGCAGCAGAUUUGGAAAAUGAAGCUGCUGAUGACUUGACUUUAUCCUGUCAUGAAAAGAAGCUUCAGCAAAUAAUGCUUUCAGAAAAUGAAAACAUACAGGAUGACAGAGAAGAUGGUGAAAAAGGAAGUUUGGAAAGUCAAAAUGAGGGUGAUGACAGAAAAAAUAAUGAAGAGUGUUCAACUGCUGAAGUACCGUGUGAUAAUAUUGGAAGUGACCACUAUAGUGACUUGAAUAUUCAUAAACUACAGAAAAAAGGAAAUCAGGAGGAAAACAAACCAAUACCAAAGCCACGGGUGCACAAAACCAGAAACACUUCAGCCUCAGAUCAAGAUCAGAAGAAGAUGAGCACUAGUGACUUGAAACUGGAGGAUGAUAGUAGAAAAACCUCUUCUGUGAUAGAAGUAAUGACCACCACAGCAUAUGAGAAAACAAAGAAGUUAGAGAAGUCAACAGAGGACAGUUCAGAUGAAACAGUGAAAAUAGUGGAAGCGCAAAUAGUAACUGAUACAGUACCAGAGGUAGCAGUGAAUGAUCAGUCAGAGCAUGGGGAGUCAACGACCACUUCAAGAGAAUCUGUCAAGAAACUAAGUGAAACAAAGGAGAGAAUUCUACAAAACCCAAGAGCUUCUUUAUCUGACAGGUCUCUGUCUUCUGCGCACUUAAGGAAAAAGGUGAAAGCUGUUCCACCAGCUACAUCUGUAUCAUCUCAAUAUCUGGGAUCAUUAAAGGUGUUGGAAGAUAAACGGGUGCAGAAGAACAGUACAGAAUUUGACAAAGCAGAUAGUUUACGAGCAGCUGUUUUCCAGAACUGGUUGGAAAAGAAAAGGAUCUUUCUACUGGAAUUAAAGAGAACUGAAAAGAAGAAAGCUGAAAAUCUAAGGAACAAUGCUGAAAAGAAAGAAGCUGUUAAAAGAGAGGAAGCAAUUGCAUCUUUUGAAGCCUGGAAAAAAAAGAAAAGAAGAGAAGCAAAAACGUUAAGUGAAAAAAAGAAGCUUGAGGAACUUACGAAAAAGAAAGCAGCAGAACAUAAUAAGGAGAAAACAGAAGCAGCACAGAAGGCAUUCGAAAAAUGGAGAGAAAGAAAAAUGGAAUAUUUAAAAGAGCAAAGCAGAAAGGAAAAACAGUCUCAAAGAAUCAGGAAGAAGAAGGAGGAGGAACUGGUUGCAGAGAAGAAGAGAGACAGUGUGUCAGCAGUUGAAAAAUGGAAUGAAAAAAAGGAAGAAUAUAUAAAACAGAAAAAAGUAGAGAAGAUGCUAGAGAGAAGAAAACAAGAAAUACAACAGGCAAAGAAGGAGGAAAAGAGUAAAAAGGCUAUGGAGGAAUAUGAAAGAUGGCUGGAAAAGAAAGAGAAGAGGGAGCAGCUUGAGAAGAAGCAAAAGAAUUUGCAGGCUGUCCAUGGGGAUGAAGUGCCUUGUCCCUGGAGUCCACCUGGCAAAGUCAGAUAUUCAAGGAAUUACUGAGCAGUCUCUUGCCUUCUAUGAGAAAAGAUGAUCCACCGAGUUCUGAUAAUGGCUAGUCAUUAUUUCAGUAACAGCUGACUUUCACUGAAUCCACUAUAGAUGUUGCAUCCUUUCUUUUUGAUUUACUUGAUCGCUGCAGUUUAAAUGGAUCAGUUGUCCCUUCCCACUGCAUUAGAAAAUGUACUGGGUUUUGUAAUUCCUCAUUUAACUUAGUUUUGCUCAGUCCUGUGCUACUUCAUUCCUUUUGGUGGAAGUGUGUAUUCAGGAUACAUAAGGCUGAGCUCUGGCAUUCUUUUCACCCAAGAAGUAGCAGAAUGGUUAUUUUUAAGUUACUAGGCCACACUGCUGGGCAGUUAAGUCUGGAAGAAAUGCUUUGAGGAGGUGGGGAUGAUGGGCGAGGAGAUGUUGGCUCUCUUGGGAUGAUCAGAAGAUGACAGAAGGUUAAGAAGUAUGGUGGGGGACUUCAUUUUCAUACAUGAAGAGACAAGCUACAGAGAACGUAAUAUAAUUCGUAGAUUAUGUCACAUUAUGAAACAUAACAAUAGCUUUUAAAUUAAAACUGCAUCACGCAGAAACAGGAUUUCACGGGGCCAAAACCAACCAUGUGGUGGUGCAAAAGAAUUAAACUGGAAUCUAUAUAAUGUAAAAUGAUCCAGGACUAGGUAGGACUGUAGCUGUUAAUUCCAUCUCAGGUCUUCCUAUACAUUCCACAGAUUUCCUGCUUCCUACGGGAAACUGGUUUUAGGGGCAGGUUUUGCAGUUCACACAAAAUCUUACAUAGAAACUGCAAGGGCAGAACAGUGGUACUGGUAUGAGGCAACCUUAGACACUGAUAAUUAUUUUGGGGGAACUUAAUUUAAAGGCUUCUGUGGUGGUUUUUACACUAUCAAGUAAAUCCUUGCCAAACUUGUUUUCAUCACUGCUAAUGAGCUAGUUGUAGUGAAUUAUUAAAAUUUCUUCUGUUUUUUCAUGGCUAUUUGCCUCACUAUUUUGGAAACAAUGGCAAGACUACAUGUCUUUAGAGAUCUUCACAUCUCUUGUUUGCCUGCUGUCUGAACUCAGGCUGUUACUUAUGUUUCUGUUUUCUUACUUGAAUUUUAAUAAUCACCCCAGACCAGAUGUGCUCCUCAAGUGUGUAUUUUUAAAAAAAGCCCACAAAAACGACAUCACCAACUGAGAAGUAAAAAACUUAGUCUUUAAAUUAUAGAUGUAUUUUCUUAAAAAUGAGAAUCUUUCUCCUGUUUAGACUGACAGCCCCCAUGGGAAGUCAAAAGAGCAUUUGGGAAGUAGACUUGCCUUUUUCGCUUGAGUCCUGUGCUGUUCAUUAAAUCGCUGAGAUACUCAUUAAUUUGCAUUUCAUGUAACACCGGGGCAUUUCCUCAGACGAGAAAAACCACAAGAGAGGCAGGUGAAUUUCUUUAGUUUCCCGAUGCUUCUUGCUUGUUUUUUUACAUUGUAGUUAGAGCCACUGAGGAUUUAGAAGCGUUUGUUUUGGCCAUAACUGUUUCUGUUACUGAAAUGCUGUUCAGGUAAAAUUUAUUGCUGGUAUGUAUGUAAAAGUGAAAUUAGAAGGAUAUCUAUUCUAUCUCAUUGCUGAAUAUGAUCCUGUUCGUUAUUGUUAGUAUGAACUCUAGUUCUGUGAAUUCCUAAUUCAGACCUUUUGGAAAGUUUAUGAUGGGCUUAAGCAGAUGCUCGAAAGCAAAAAGAUAAGAUCUGUUUGUUAGAAGCAGUAGGUAGUGGUGCAGUUACCAUCGUUAACCUAAUUUCAGUCAAAAGACGUAGAGGAAGGCUUGUAAAAUGUACACUGUUUCUGCUGCAUAUGAUCUAUUGACAGUGUCAAGGAGUAUUUGCUAAUCUUGAGAAUAAUGGUGAGGUUUCAUUAGUAGUUGUGCUGGAUUUGUAUACAGCCAAAUCAUCUGAUGGAUCAACUUUGAUCCAUUGUGAGGAAUGAUGGCAGAUUUGAUACAGCUUCUAGAUUAUGAAGUAUCUUUCUUACAGGAUCAGGUUUGAGUAUAUUGCCUGGUUUUUUACAUUGCAUGUCUCAACUUCUAGUUGCCUUUCAUGCACCUUGUUCAUGGUAGCUCUGUUGUGUAUUAGGAUUUUUGGGUAGGUCUCUGCUGGGACUGUCUCUUGCUUUAAGUUCUGUUUCUUCCUCAAAAGACAAUUUUACUGGACCUGGCUUUUAUUCUUUUAUCUGUUUCUAGCCUUCUGUUACUGGGCUGUUGAACCUGAAAUAUUGUGGCUGGAACAGUUUUUGUUCCAUUGAAAAGUCUGUAGAGAAACCAGGGACGUUUCUGAGACCCAUCCUUUGAUUAUACAGUCUGCAGGUAAUGCACACUUGGUUUCUUCCAGUGCACUUUAAUGACAAUAGUGACCAUUUUGCCCCUUUUGUGAGCCUCAGAUUUGUGCCGAGAGUCAUCACUCAAAUGCUGAACUUCUGGAUAAGGGCAGCAUUCGUACAGGUUCAUGCUAAGCUCAUCUUUUCUCAUUUGGGAGGAGGAGAACAUUGGUCAAGAAGGGGAGAGGGCAGGAGAGAGGCUGGAGCUUUCCGAAGCACCCCGAGGCCUGCAGCCUGCUCUUGCAGAGCCGCCGGAGUCUGACUGUGUCCCUAGGCCGUUUGUGGGGUGGUUUUGUAGGCUCUCCACCCAUGCUGAACUUCCUGCUCUGCAGUCUAGCAGAUUGCAUUACCACAGAAGUUCCCAGUUAGGGAAUCCUGCACAUUAGAUUUUUUGCAGAGAUCCAGUCAAUCCAGAUUUUAGCCGGCUUAAGCCAGUCUGUAGCACAGAUGCUGCAGAGAAGCGAAGACGGGGCUUUCGUAAACCCUGGGUCUGGUUCUGACUGUUACCUCAUGGCAGGUCAGGCGUUUUUUCUAGCAGUAGUGGUAUCACGAUGACAGGGUUGGCAUUCAAAGAGAAAGAAUCCACUGCCGACACACUUUCAAGAAGUUGAGAUGUCCAGCCAGGGCAGCUUCAGUGGGCAACCUGAGAGGUACAGUAAAAUUAGAUACCAGUAAGAGAGACAGCAGAAUUACAGCACAGGCAGAAUGCAACAGAACUACCAACUCAAAACUGACCCACCCAAAUUUUACGGAAAAAUUAUUUACAGAAAAAUUCAGGCAUUUGGGCUGGAGGAGUGAUGUGCAUCAUUGGUCCUCUAGGCUUCUAGCACUUGGAGCCUUGAAUUCAGGGUUAGUGUGUUGAGAAACUAUAGCUAUAAUAUCAUGGGGAGAUGAAAUGUGUAGCAGACAGCAGAGUUUGCUGUAGAGCUGUCGUGGUCAGAUCAGGAGAGUCUGAGGCAAAGUGAUGCAGCCUGUGAGAAACAAAUCAUCUGGAUCUUUAUUUUUGCAGUGUCCAGCUAGAGGAGGUAAGGCAGGUCCCUACGCUGUAGUUGAGGGAUGCAGAUUAAAAGUGUGGCAGAGGCAGUGGCAGAGCUAGAAAAGUGUUUGUCAUGUGCCUGUGCCUAAACUGAACAGUGCGUCCUUACUGCCUUUAAGCCUUUAGAUGAUUGGAUGGAAAAUGUUUCAUGGAAGGUAGAAGUGGGAAGAUGUUGGUGACAUCUUUCAGAGGAGUGAUAUACCCGGCACUCACAUAAAUUCACAACUUCUCAAUUAGAAAAAAGGUGCUGAAGGUCUGUAGACGUGGAAAAACAGUUGAUACAACUGUGAGUUUAACUUUUGUAGUAGUUUUAGGAGCUUUGUCUAAUUUUUCAUUGUAAAAACUUGGAUACGUUACAGCAUGAUGCAAAUGUUGUAGAAAAAAUAGAGCUGAGAAAUAUGAACAUAUGUACAUUACUUGAUAAAUAUGUAGAUGUAUCUGUAUAAAUCCUGUUAAUGUGUUUAUUGAUGACAGAGGGAAAAUAUUUUGUAUUUAAUAAAGUGUAUUUUAGU